Molecule: messenger RNA, 395 nt
Organism: Hemisphaericaspora subhashii
Lineage: Eukaryota; Fungi; Ascomycota; Pichiomycetes; Serinales; Debaryomycetaceae
Exons: 1
Source: RefSeq, a predicted model, not a curated record
AUAUCGGAAUGGUUAGUAAAGAUGAUUCCGGAAAUCGGACAUUUGAAAUUGGAAAAGAGGAUGUGGUACUUCCUGGAGUAGAAGGUUCGGCAUUGUUUUAUUAUGAUUCCGAUGGGAAAAAGUUUGUCAAAUAUGAUAGAACCGAGAAAUUGGAUGAUAAAACGAAAAUUACUCAAUGGAUUAUCGAUGUGACUAAAGUGAAUCCAAUUGAAGGUCCAUUAUCUAAAAAGGGAGCUAAAUUCGAACAGUAUAGAACAGGUAAGAAGAGUAGGAAGAGUACCACUUCUUCAGAACCAAAGAAAAUUCAACAGGAAGAGACUACCAGGAAGGUAAAGUCCAAAUCUCAAAAGGCAACAACUGGUGAUGCUAAGACUUUGGCACAUGACGAAUUGUAA